CUCGGCUCGCCGUCGGAGAUGAACGGCGGGCCCUCCGGUUUCCACAAUGCGCCCGUCGCCAAAACCCUAGUCGUCGCCACCGCGCUCUUCACCGUGCCCUUCGGGAUCCAGGGCCGAUCCCUCAAGCUCGGAUUGUCCUACGAGGAUGUUUAUCAAAAGUUACGAAUUUGGAAGCUCAUUUCUUCGGUGUUUGCUUUUAAAUCAACUCCUGAGUUGAUAUUCGGACUCUGUCUUCUCUAUUACUUCAGGGUGUUUGAGAGACAAAUUGGUUCUAAUAAAUACUCGGUAUUCAUACUCUUUUCUGUUGUAGUUUCUUUAUUGUUUCAGAUCCUAGCUCUGGGAUAUCUCAAAGAUCCAUCCCUAAAUCCACUAGCGUCUGGACCGUAUGGUCUUAUAUUUGCAUCCUAUGUUCCUUUCUUCUUUGAUAUUCCAAUAUCCUUACGGUUUCGAAUAUUUGGACUACACUUAAGUGACAAGUCAUUCAUAUAUUUGGCUGGUCUUCAGCUUCUCUUUUCUUCCUGGAAGCAAUCGAUUCUCCCUGGCAUUUGUGGCAUUCUUGCUGGAUCCUUGUAUCGUCUAAACUUAUUUGGCAUCCGAAAACUAAAGUUUCCGGACGUUGCUACAUCAAUCUUCUCACGAUUGUCAUGGCCCUCGUCAAACAAUUCUUCUCAAGCAUCAUCGGGUGGGGGCACUAUUGGAAAUAUGCCUUCUUAUCCGGGUCGUCAAGUGGAGGGAAAUUAUCCAUCUACUACACAUGAUGCCAUCCCAGAGCCUCCGGAAAGUUCUAUUGCUACGCUAGUUUCCAUGGGAUUUGAUAUAGAUUCAGCUAGGCUGGCCCUGAUGCAGUCGAGGAACGACGUCAGUGUGGCUACAAACAUUCUGCUUGAAGCGCAGUCGCGGUAGUAGCCAAUGUGGCUACCAACUUUCCGCCUGGAGCACAGUCGUUGUAAUACUCCUGCUGAUUCGAAUCAGGAGUUGAGCUUGUAAAUCACGAGGCACGGAAACAGUACAGCUGAGAUAACCUACUCAUUGAUUCAAAUACUCACUUAUUAUUGAUCUGAUCUCUGCAUUACAGCUCCCCUGUUUAAGUGAUGUGAAAGUUCAUUCGUCGCAAGCAACAAAGAUUUCAAAUUGUAAAAUGCCUUUGGAGAGGGUUUUAGAUUCUACAGGGCUCGCGUCCAAAUGUUAUGUUUUCACUCCGUACAUGUGCAGUAUUUAGGAUUUGAUCCUGGGGUUCUCUUUCCAAUUUACUAUUCCAUUGUCGCCUAUAUUUGUAUCACUUAUAUCAUGAAAAAUUGAAGAAGAGGAAGGAGACUGUUUUUCACU
Ananas comosus (pineapple) is the source of this 1326-nucleotide messenger RNA. RefSeq names its product rhomboid-like protein 20. Gene Ontology annotation, cellular component: membrane. Bases 19 to 903 code for a protein of 294 amino acids. Gene Ontology annotation, molecular function: serine-type endopeptidase activity; protein binding. NCBI's taxonomy places the organism in Eukaryota, Viridiplantae, Streptophyta, Magnoliopsida, Poales, Bromeliaceae. The transcript is spliced from 8 exons. The record is from RefSeq and is a predicted model, not a curated record.